Acanthopagrus latus (yellowfin seabream) is the source of this 2052-nucleotide messenger RNA. RefSeq names its product synaptophysin-like 2b (gene sypl2b). The record is from RefSeq and is a predicted model, not a curated record. Gene Ontology annotation, cellular component: synaptic vesicle membrane; synaptic vesicle. Lineage: Eukaryota; Metazoa; Chordata; Actinopteri; Spariformes; Sparidae. The transcript has 6 exons. The coding region runs from base 144 to 878 and encodes 244 amino acids.
AGUCAGUGAUCACGUGUCAUCUACUACGAUUCGCUGAAGUUGGAAAAAAGUUUGACAAGCCCGAGGAGCCCCUAAAGAUCAGCCGCAGGAGCAAGGAAGGAGCCACAUUAUCGAUACUAACUCUGUUUUACGGCGGACCAACGAUGCAAUCCGUCGCCCAGAAAGUGAUGACUUCGGGGUUCAGUCUUGACCUGAGCCCUCUGAAGGAGCCCCUGGCAUUCAUCCGUCUGCUAGAAUGGGUGUUCUCCAUAUUUGCCUUCGCUACGACGGGCGGUUACAGCGGCACCACCAGUGUCAACGUCCAAUGCCAUGGGACUCCAAGCGAAGAAAUCAAGGCACACUUUAACUAUCCAUUCAGGUUGAUGGACAGUCCCUACAGUGUUCCCAAAUGCAUAGUCAAUGAAACGACCACCACUACUCAAUACCUGACUGGAGACCAUGCAUCGUCGGCACAGUUUUUCGUCUGUAUUGGAGUGUUCGCCUUUCUCUACUGCACUGCCACGCUAGUCCUCUACCUGGGCUACCAGCACGUAUACAGGGAAUCUAGUCGUGCUGCCAUUGUGGACCUGUUGGUGACUGCAGCCUUUGCCUUCUUGUGGUUGGUAUCAUCCUCUGCCUGGGCUAAAGGCUUGACAGAUGUAAAGUGGGCCACCAAUCCUGUUGUCAUCGAAUCACUUCUUGAAGUUUGCAAAUCUGGCAUUAACAAGUGCAGCCCGGGUGCUGUGCCUCACAUGGGCAGACUAAAUGCCUCUGUGGUUUUUGGAUUUCUGAACCUCAUCCUCUGGGGAGGCAACUGCUGGUUCAUCUACAAGGAAACUCCUUUCCACAAAACACCCAACCAGCCUGCAGAUGCGGAGGGGGCAGUUGGGCCAUCGUAAACACAGAGCUCCCUCAUUCCAAAAGUGUCUAACAUGUAGUGUUAUUGACUGAGUCAUUUUGGUACUAAUUGUUCAAAGAAAAAUACCAUAGGAUACAAGACAUACAUUUCUAAAAUUGACUGCUCCUCUUUUGUAUUAAUUUUAUAUUUAGAAUCUCACAUUUCAGAGCCAAAAUUAUUUUUUUUUUUUCAUAGUGAAAUCAAUAAAUCAUAGCAGUCAAAAAGGUUAUUCUCAUAGAUGCUCAGUUUGUAUUGUAUAACAUAAUUAUACCACAACUAUGUGAGUUAUCUCCAAUGGUACUGCAGGUGUGGACUCUGUUAUCCUGUGACCUACCAGCAGUAUUCUGCGCCAAACAGUACAUCCUUUCUGCCAACAGCAUUUAAAAAAAAAAAACUCAGGGCUAUUCAGUGUAUGCAUGUUAUAAAAAAAUAGACCGACAUCGAUUAUUAACACAAGUCUAGACGAGGCAAUACCAAAUUUGAGUCAAGUCCUAAAAAAGUAAAAAUGUAGUAGUUACAUUGAUUUCAUCUUACAUUGUUGUUCAUUGGAAAGAAAAUCAGUUGCCAAUAUGAGAUUAUUUAUGAUGUGUGAAAGCAAUUUUAUUGAAUCUGUUUUGUGUUCACUUGCACUUCACCAUCUCUGUAUUAGGCUAAAUUCUAGCAGCUAAAUAUUAAGUUGAAUGUAGCUGAUAUAUCUGUUUAGAGCAUUUAAAAACUGUUUCACUUAUUUGGAAGAAUUUGUGGUUUUUUUUGUUUUUUUUACAUUUUAUUUUCCUGUCUGUCCUGAAUGUCUACAGUUUCUAACAAAAUACCCCGGAACAGUCUUAAAGAGUUGCAAAGCAAAUACUUAUCAGUUGAAUAACCUUAGCAACGUGUUACAUGUUCCUAAAUAUUCCACAAACCAUUGAGUGAUCUCUAACCUCUUACUAAUUUACAACACAUUGUUCUUGCUUAUGUCUAGCUUCUACCUCCACUUUGUUUCAAGGGAAGGCAAGCUGUUUUUUUUCAAUGUUACUGCCAUCUUUAUGAUUUUCUACCUUGAUAUAGCUCGGCUUGAUCCAUUGCUGCGUUGAUAAAAGUGUCAUAUAGAUGAGAUUGGAGUUCAUGUUCCAGUCCAGGAAGAUACUGCGUGGACAAUAAAUGCUGUGCAUCAUUAAAAGAAAUGAUUGGAUUAA